CUUCCUAUCAUCUGCUUGAGAGAGUCCGCCGUGUGAGGACCAGGAUGAAGAUGAGUCUUAGUUGCCGCUUAGUGACUCUGCUGGUGGAGCUCAGCUGGAUCCAGGUGUGCCUGCAGAGAGAAACAGGAAGUAAGGUGAUGAAAGUGAAGGUGUGAUGUUACAGGUGAUGAAGGUGUGAUGUUACAGGUGAUGAAGGUGAAGGUGUGAUGUUACAGGUGACGCAGGAGUGGGAGAAGAGAGUGCGAUGGUCGUGCAGCCUAGAUGAACUCCUCAGACUGACAGACUUCCCUGACUGGAAGUUGUGGAAAUGUCGGAUGAGACUCCAGCACGCAGAGACACUUUUCUCUACGCCAUCUGUAGCGUCUCAUCGAUCCACUCGAUAUGCUGCCGAGUCCUACAGCCUGGAGAUACUCAAAGCCAUUGAUGAGGAGUGGCAGAAGACCCAGUGUUUGCCCAGAGAGACAUGUGUGGACGUGGCCAAGGAGCUGGGCACUGACCCUUCUGUCUUCUUCAAGCCUCCAUGUGUGUCCGUACACAGAUGCGGGGGUUGCUGCAAUCAAGAAGGCGUCACGUGCAGAAACACGAGCACGCUGGCCGUCAAUAAAACCGUGCUCAGCAUCGUCCCCUUCAAGUUCCUGCCCGAGCCGCUGCUGAUCAGGGUGGCCAACCACACCGACUGCAGGUGCCUGCAGCCCGCCGUCAUACGGCGCCACGCCCGGCCCCACGGGAGCGGCGGCUGUUCCCUGAUUGGACGGCCGUCAGAGGCGGAAGGUUCCAGAAGACUUUGCGUCAGCGGGUGGAUUUGGGAUUGUGCGAGCGACAGGUGUAUACCUUACCCAUCCAGUCGGCCAGAGCUUCCGCUGACUUCCUGGAUGCCCGACUGUGAGAUCGACGUGGAUCGCUGCGACUGCGUUCCGCUUCCUGAGCCGACCGCCCAAAUAAGGGCGCACCGCUGCCACCUCAACUCUUCUGUCUGCGCUCACAGGCGUCAACAUUUUGAUGCUGCGUCUUGCAGGUGCAGGUGGCCCAAGCAGCAUCACACUGGCGAGUGAACGGAGAGCAGCUGAGCACCGCAGACGGCAGGCUCAUAAUUUAUUCACACUUCUAUUUAUGCUAAUGAAAGAACUAAUUAGGACAAUCUUAACUAUUAAUCACAUAUUUGGAUCAAUGUUCUUUGCAAGCUGUCGAUUAUAAAAAGAUUAUUUUUAUAGUUUGACUUACAAACCCUGUUUCCAUAUGAGU
Molecule: messenger RNA, 1242 nt
Organism: Nerophis ophidion (straightnose pipefish)
Lineage: Eukaryota; Metazoa; Chordata; Actinopteri; Syngnathiformes; Syngnathidae
Gene: vegfd
Product: vascular endothelial growth factor D
Exons: 9
Coding region: 207-1052 (281 amino acids)
Biological process (GO): positive regulation of angiogenesis; positive regulation of mast cell chemotaxis; positive regulation of protein phosphorylation
Cellular component (GO): membrane
Molecular function (GO): chemoattractant activity; growth factor activity; vascular endothelial growth factor receptor 3 binding
Source: RefSeq, a predicted model, not a curated record